Penicillium cinerascens is the source of this 945-nucleotide messenger RNA. Its product is annotated as putative aldo-keto reductase (AKR). Gene Ontology annotation, cellular component: cytosol. Gene Ontology annotation, molecular function: aldose reductase (NADPH) activity. The record is from RefSeq and is a predicted model, not a curated record. The transcript has 2 exons. Lineage: Eukaryota; Fungi; Ascomycota; Eurotiomycetes; Eurotiales; Aspergillaceae. The coding region runs from base 1 to 945 and encodes 314 amino acids.
AUGGCUCGAGCUGUCGGCAAAAUGUGGGAAAAGUACUGCCUACGUCCCGCUCUCGAUUCUAGUCCCACAUUCAUUCCCGUCUUCCUCUACGGCACAGCCUGGAAGAAAGAACAGUCCGCGGAUCUCGUCUACGCUGCGGUCAACGCCGGUUUCCGGGCCAUAGACACGGCGGCCCAGCCGAGACAUUAUCAGGAAGAUCUAGCUGGUGAGGGAAUCCGCAGGGCUAUUGCCGAUGGUAUUGUUCGCCGGGAAGACUUAUAUGUGCAAACCAAGUUCAGCCCCAUCGGGGCGCAAGACCCGAACAACAUGCCGUAUGAUCCGAAAGCCUCUGUGACGGAACAGGUUCAUACAUCCAUCAAGUCCUCCCUGCACAACCUGCGGCCGUCCUCGGACCCGGCCAGCGUGGAUGAUGCUUACAUUGAUACGCUAGUGAUUCACUCACCGCUACGUACCUUGGAAAUGACCCUUGAGGCUUGGUCUGCAUUGGAGACUUACGUGCCUCACCGGAUCCGGAACUUGGGCAUCUCCAAUUGUUCGUUGCCCGUGCUUCGCGAGAUUAACGACUCUCCUCAGGUUAAGGUGAAGCCUGCAGUGGUGCAGAACCGAUUCUACGAGGACACCUCGUUUGAUGUCUCUCUACGGGCCUUCUGUCGCGAGCAUCAGAUCAUCUAUCAGAGCUUCUGGACUUUGACGGCCAACCCGGACCUGGUACAUUCCACGCCCGUUCAGCAAUUGGCGGCGCGCACCAACACAAGUCCUGCGGCUGCGCUGUACACUCUAGUGAUGGGACUGGGCGACGUCACCGUGCUAAAUGGAACCAAGAAUGAAGGACGCAUGAGCGAGGAUCUGGAAGCACCGAAGAAAGUGGAGGAGUUCACGCAGGCGCAGCCAGAGCAGUGGCAGCAACUCCUUACGGGCUUCCGAGCAUUGAUCGGAGAAAAUUAG